ACAUUGUAUUUAAUAGGCCACACUGUGACAUGGUGCAGUCUGUCUCUACCAGAUUAUAGGUUACUGCGGUGUCAGUGCUAUUUCUCGCAUUAAUAUCGAGAUGAAUUGGUUAUUGAGGUGUGAGAGAAUGUGGACGUAAGAAAAUUAAGAAAGAGAAAACGUUUAAAAGCGUUGUCUAAGGCGUGUGUUGAGGUAGAAAGGUGUAGCUAGCCUAUUAUGCCUUGAAAACAGAAGGGCAGGAUUUUCAGGAUAUUCCUCGUUGCUUCGAGGGCAGUAGGCUACUGGUUCUGUUAGAUAAACUAAUAGGUGAAGGUGAGAGGGCUUGCAGUGCACUGAGUUGGCGCUAUUGAUUUGUUAAUGCACAUUUUAUCCUGAGAUUAUGGUAGCUCUGAAACGGUGACUAAAGUUUCAAAACAGGAAGUCACGCUGAUUUGUGUAACAAGAGGGCAUGGGAAGAAAUGUACGAGGUCGAGUAAACUUGUUCUAAAUAUUUAUUUACGACUGUCAAAAUAUUCACUGUGAAGCAAGCUGUGAAUUCAACACAAAACUUCGCUUUAAAAGUACGAUGAAAGGAUGGUGACAUUUCGUUGAGAUCUUUUACCAGUAGUCUACAUUGCUUUUCCGUAAACACAUUUCGUUUUGUUUUGCUAGUAUGGGAGACCACAGCCCAUCUCGUGUGGCGAUUAUUCUACUAUCAGUUGUAGUGUACGCCGUAGCUCUGGCAUUCAAUGCUCUGGCAGGAUCUGGGAAAGGUCCAUUCUUGCGUAACACAGGAAAUGUAUCGGGUAGUUACGAGACGGAAAUAACUCCUGCGGGAUGGACUUUCUCCAUAUGGGGACUUAUAUAUACCUGGCUCUCAAUUAUGCUCAUCUAUGUCCUGACAUGGUUUUGCAGAAGGACUCCUGGUGGUUGGAUGUACUGCAGCCCAGCACUUCUUCCUUGUGGAUUCUUCCUCUCCUGGAUCAUCAAUAUGAUUCUUAACAUCACCUGGCUUUUCCUAUGGGACAGAGAGGAGAUGGUCCCUGCACUGAUAGUGCUAGCGCUGAUUGUCUUCACCAACUACCUGCUUAUCUUCUUCUCCUGUCGCGGCCUCAGUGCCCAUGGCAGCUGGCUCAGUCAGCACCAUCCCAAAGACCUCUGGUGCAUCAGAGUACUUGUCCAGAAUGGCAUUGCUGUUUACACUACAUGGACGACCAUAGCCACACUCAUUAAUUUGACAAUAGUGAUGGGCAUCUCUGGGGUCUCAAAGACAAAUGCCGCCACAGUCUCUCUUUCUCUUCUCCUGAUUGAGGUCCUUGGGUGGUUCGUUGUGGAGAAUUUUGUGAUUGACAGACAUGUGCGGUACAUCCUCACAGUUUAUCCUGUUGUGAUUGUGGCUCUGGUUGGUAAUGUGUAUAAACACUAUGACCCUGAGGCACCUGGACGGAAUGCUAAGUUUACAGUUGUCCUCCUGGUCCUGGCCUGUUUGCUGUUUGUGUUUCGAGUCGUCAUGGUGAUAUGGAGAAACAGGAAGCAGCCUAUUUAUUACAGCACCAGUAGGGAACCACUCACAACACCCAGAAACUCAACCAAAUAGAAGGAGAGAGCACCCUGUGCAGCAGUGUUACCUGUCCGCUACUAUGGACACUAGCCCUUGCUUACACCCUGGGACCACAUGCGGGGGUGAUAUACCAUACCUAUCUUGCCUGGUGUGCCAUACAUACAGUAUCUACAAAGUAUUUUUAAUGAUCUUUAACAGCUCUAUAUUUUGUUACACUAACUGGGACCUCUUUUACAUUUUCAUGGAAAGUUGAAGCAAUUGUAUAACUUGCACUACCCACCUUUUUAUAUCUAUAUUUGUCAUGUUUGUAUUGAAUGACUAAAUAAAUAAAUCUUUUAAACAUGA
Messenger RNA from Clupea harengus (Atlantic herring), 1885 nucleotides. RefSeq lists its product as uncharacterized. The transcript is spliced from 7 exons. The coding region runs from base 653 to 1576 and encodes 307 amino acids. The record is from RefSeq and is a predicted model, not a curated record. NCBI's taxonomy places the organism in Eukaryota, Metazoa, Chordata, Actinopteri, Clupeiformes, Clupeidae.